AUGCAUUACAUACGGCUACUGAAAUCACCAACUCUGUCUCGUUCCGGGAAAAAGUUCAUGCUCGAUCUGGUCUUCACAAUAACUACCGACCUAGGAGACUCAUUUCUAUAUCCAGACGAGCCAAUCGACGUAGCUAUCCAUGCCGAGAUAUCUACUGACUCAGAAUCUAAAAAGAAGGAUUUAUUUAAGCUCUCGCUAGAGACUACAAAGUUACAAUGGCAAUCUGGAAUGCGCGUCGCGAAACCUUCAGUUGACAUAUCUAGGCUGAUGCAACAAACACUAAACUCCAAGAACAAAAUCUCUCUAUGCAUCAGCACAGAGAAGUUCUCUGCGCGUACGGUAUCCGACAUACUUGCUAGUACAGUUGUUUCGGAGGAGGAAGAGCAAGAUGGACAAAUAAUGCCGGUCUGGUUCACAUUGAAUCCCGACGAAGCUGAGGUUGAAGUUUUUACGAGGAGACUGUAUUUACCCGGAACUUCUGAGCAAGAAGAUUACGUCGAAUUUGAAGAGGAAAUUGGCGAGAGCAUUGCUAGACAUAUUUGGGAUGCGGGAGUAAUUGCAUUCUGCGCAAUUGCAGAGUCAUGGAUGCUGCCAAUGCCAACGGAUACCGAACCUUCUGGCUUGAAAGCUUUGAAGAAGCUUUUCGCUGGCCCGAAGCCAAUCAACGUUUUAGAGCUGGGAUGUGGUGUUGGAAUCCUGGGAGGAGGCUUGAGUGCUGUGAUACCAAGGAUGCGGCCACCCCCAAGCCGUAGAUGCACCAUCCUCAUGACGGAUCUGGAGGAAGCAGAGAGUCGAACCAGGUCCAACAUGUCCCGGCUCCUCCAAGCACGGAAAUCAAAGUCCAGCAACACUCCUCCCGUGAAGCUUCUAUACGAGAACCUUGAUUGGGAAGAAGGUCGAAAGGGGGAGUUUGAUUUCGAGACACAAAACCACCGCUGGGACCUGGUCAUGCUUAGUGACUGCACGUACAACGUGGACAUGCUUCCCGCGCUGGUUGAGACAUUGUCUGCGCUGCACACAUCUAAUAUAGCACAUGCGGCCGCUUCGUCCUCGUCAUCCAGUGAGGCGUCAUCCGGCGAGCAGUCACUCUCAACAAAGGUCUUCUUGGCCACAAAGCCGCGGCACACUUCGGAAGAGGCCUUGUUUGACCUGCUAUCGCAAGAGGGAUGGACUGAGCUGCAUAGUCAGACUUUGCCACUGCCCGUCCUUGGCGCAGAGACGCAAUCUGUGGAUCUGUAUCUUUACGAAAAGCUGCAGUAA
Messenger RNA from Trichoderma gamsii, 1260 nucleotides. RefSeq lists its product as hypothetical. The record is from RefSeq and is a predicted model, not a curated record. The coding region runs from base 1 to 1260 and encodes 419 amino acids. NCBI's taxonomy places the organism in Eukaryota, Fungi, Ascomycota, Sordariomycetes, Hypocreales, Hypocreaceae. The transcript has a single exon.